UCGAUUCGGGAAUGCAACGAGUGUACGACAAACCGUCCCCUACUGGUGUGCCCGCUGGUGGUCUAUCCGGAGUCGUCCUCGUUGUUCAUUCAUCUACAUCGGUGUGAUACUACCGUUGGUCGGUGGUCGUGGCUGUGCGGUAGAGGAGCAGGGCCGUAUCUGCCGUGUGCGCCGUGCGGUUACGAAAAGGGGAGCGAGCGAAACCUGCCCCCGCGCCCCGUGUGCUCGUGUAAUUUUAAACAGCUCAGUGUAUUGCAUUAAAAGCAUUCCUGCUGCUUAUCUAAGUAGAGUGAGAACGGAAAAGCAAAACGAAAAAAAGGAAAGAAACCGAAGAGAAGGUUGCACAGGAAGGCGCCUGUGCGUGUGUUUGUGCGAGGGUACAAGGGAGCUAGUGGUGGUGGUGGUGCGGCGAAGGUAAUGGUUGGUUCGUAGUGUGAUGGAUGGCAGUCGAUUCAUCCUGCAGGAAACUUGAAAGAAAAAGGUCUUCCCCCGGACCGCACGACGGGAGCAGCUGGUGUCGUCUCUGCUGGUGUGACCGCUGCUAUUGCUGCUGGUACUGCAGGAGUAGGAGUUAGCAGCAGCAACUCUGCCUGGGCAGCGACAAGGGCAGCCUGGUCCCGGGUGGGUGUCCUGUGUGUGUGUCUCUGUGUGUGUGCGCGCUAGGCUGCUGCGGAAAGAAGAGCCGUCCGUUCGCUUGUAGUGCAUGAAAUUUCUUCCUUCAUUAGUGGUGGACCGCAUUUUUUUGUGCUUUGGCAACCGGACCCAGUAUCGUGUACGGUGAUGGGGGAGGGCCCCCUGACGGGAGAUGCAACCACCCCAACGUUACAUACCGUCAGUUUCUGAUUUAUACGGUACGGACGAAAUAGAGUUCCUGCUGGACGAAAUACGGGAUCUCGAACCAGCCUGCUGUCAGCUGGAGGACAUCCAGGUAGGCCAUGUUUUUUCUUCUUCUUUUUAUUUCGUUUCUCUGGACCAAUUUAACUGUUUUCUCUUGUACCUUGUGACGACCCGUCACCCGAUUGUGGUGCUUCUCCCCACUUUGCAGGACUUUGAAAUAGCUGGCAGCAGAGCAGGGGAGCUUUCCAUAUCGCUCGAAUCACCGAUCGGCACGUGCACGUCCUGGGACUCGCAUGCACAUUACCGUCAAAGGAUAGGGAACACACCGCUACCGUGGGGCGUUGCGCUGCACUGCGACGCCUCACAUCUCACCAGCCCGACCGGCAUCGUGCGGAUACUGCUGGUGGUCUCAUCCGCCGCAUGUCUUGCCUGUGAGUGUUCCGCCGGCACGGUACAGGUCGGUCUGUUUCUACUGCCAUUGAUUGGGCGCCUGAGGUUGAUGGUUUUUUGCGCCCUGUUCUCCUUGUUAGUCACCUGUUUGAUGCUGUUUUUGGAUAUCUCACACAUAGCGUUAAUGUUUCCCUUCAACUGGGGAAGAUUGAAUGCAUGGAUGUACCUGACGAUUGGUUUAUUAUUUAUUGUGGGUUCAUCAUUGCUAAUACAUAUGGUAUUUUUCGCUGAAGAAUUCAUGUGGGUGCCAAAGCACUCGAAGGACACACUAUUCAUAUCAGCGAUUCUUGGCUACAUCUGCUCGAUCGAAGCGUGCGUGCUGGCUGCACUGACAAAAUGUCCGUCCCAGUACCGGCACGUCAUGGACGAGUACAGCGAGAUGUGUUUGGAGGAGCGCGAGCUGAGCCCCAUCUGCAGUAACGACAUCACCAACCACAACCACACUACGGCUUCGAACGAUCUGUCGAACCAUCGGAGCUAUAAUAAAAUCGAAACGGGUGAUAGCAUUACGCCAACGUGUAAUCAAAAACCUUACAUACCAGUGAAACGUCCCGACCAAUCGUACAACCAGCGACCUACCCUAGGUAAUAUGCAGAAGUCGAAUCACCGCAAUCGGCAGGGUUACCACUAUCAACCAAUCGCCUCAACCUCCCGGCAAAGUCCCACGUUCGUGCUGGACGAGGAUGCGCUGCCGGGCCCAUCGUCCCGCUCGCUCGACUACUCCAGUGCGUGAUGAUGUUCUGCACCGAUAUUGGGGCGUACUGGGCGGUGGAAUGGUGAGCCGGCAGCAUCGGUCCGCUGGUGGUGGGGGUGUUGGUUUUAUCAAAUAUUCGAGGCGUUGGUUUCCGUUUCUAGAGACGUUUGUCUGUUAAGUAUUUCCUAUAAGUAUUAAGAACGCAGCCACAGUCACACACACACACACACGCACACAGCCACACACAGCCACAUCUACAACAUUCGCUGUUGUUUCAGUGCAAUUUUUCGUAGUUUGCUGAAACAAUCACACACACACAGACACAUUCACACUCAGCUCCGAGAGACAAAAAAGGAGCGCUCCAUUUGUUGGUAAGAGCGGAGUGGGAGGUAGUAGAACUUCGACGAGACAAAACGAUUAAACGAUACCCUCGACAGGAAUAUGUCGACAGGAGUGUCUUACCGGUAGCGCCAUUUGAUGCGAAGGCAAGCAUGUUUUACCCAGACAUUUUAAGACUCUGGAGUGGUGUAGGCUGGAUGACGUUUGCUAGAAUAUAAACUGCAGUUGGGCCACGUGGACAGGGAUAAGUAUAACCGCUAGCCCAACAGUGACAUCGGUUUUAAUGCGAAUGGGUUAGUACGUAUGUUACAAUAUUUGGAUUCGUCUAUAGGUCGGUUAAAUAAGGCACCUGUUAAUGAAAGUAAAAACAACAAGAAUAAGAAGAAGAAGAAAAAACAACCAGACAAACAACAAACCAGCAAAACCGACAUCGAGCAAUCGUUGCAUCAUCCCGUUCAGUUGCUCGUAGGCAUCGGGGGAAAGCGUUACUGAAUUGCUUCCAGUAGAUCUCUGACGAGAACCUUCUGGCACAAAACUUGCAACACACACACACACAAAACACGCAGACACAUCCAUCAUUAACACUGUUAGAGCACAUUACAGCUCCAAAUGAGCUUUUAUUAUUUCGUCUUUCGGGAUUAAUACUCUUCAUUGGAGGAUUCACUUCCAAACGGACUCCCCCCCAACUGGAGCGAUCAACAUAAAGCUAAAGAGCGCAUAGAAACUCUCGUUUUGUUUAGCAUCUCGGCCGCAUAUAACUUGCUAUCGUAACCUCGUUAUCAAUAUUUAAAAAACAAACGAUCCGGGUAUCCAGGUACUAUACUGACAAGAGGUCACCCAGAGUACUGCUGCGAGUACCCCUCGAAACAAACAUAGAAAUACUCUAGCGUCCGUCCUAUUUUCCCAACAAAGAAGAAGAGCAGAAGAAAAAGAUACCGAAGCAGAGGCACGAGGUAGUAGAGGAACGAAGAAUAAUGAUAACAAUAUAUUUUUGUACCGACAUCUUUUCUGCAAGCCCGUUUUCAUUUGUCUGCCUUCGUACCUUGUGAAGCCAGUUUAAGUAGCCGGUAGUAGAUAGUGCUAGUGCGAGAACCGGAAGAGAUCAAACCGUUCGAACGUUCGAAUGGUAGGUGAACAAUGCGUAGCUUCUGAGAAGGAUUUAUUUUGCUCUUUCUUUGUUUUUGGGGUCUUAUCUACUACUCAUCUCUACUAUCCCCGCACUCUCCUAGUGUAGCUGGUUUUGCUUAUAGGUGUGUGGAAUUAGAACAGCUCUAUCAACAGUGAACUGCGAUUGACGUUCACCCUUUGGUUUCACAUUCAGAUAGAACAGUGAUCCAUUAUUUCAUCCUCCCCGUCAUUCUCUUCCCUUUUCUAUCUAUUUCUCUCCAUAAUCUGCCGUCCAAUAAAUAACACAAGUUGCUGUUUUAGUAGCCUGCAAAAGUGUCGGGCGAUAUCGGGUUUGCAAGAUGCAGUAGCAGAAAGAGGGUUCUUCUCCUUAGUGUACUAGUUCGUUUGGUAGUACAGCCGCAUCCACUCUAAGUGAGCCUGUUACAGCAAAAGAUAGACAUUGUGCAAUAGAUAGAGAUGAUGAUGUGAAAAACGAAUCGUUUAUUGCGUUCUGAUUAGUGACGCUUGUGCGCAGCAACGCGAUUUCAUUUGAAUGGCGCACAGUAGGAUUGAUCUGUUGGGACAAUAAUUGUAACUUACAGCAAGAAGAAAAAGAAUCCUUCCUUUCAGUACGUAAUGCAUGGGUCUGCAGUCCCUUUGCUUCGGUACAACAAUGGUAUCCCCAAAAAAACAAAUGAUUCGACGAACGAAAAACAACAAAGACAUGAUAGAAAACACGCCAAUGAGGCCGCGUCAAUCGAUAAAGCAAUAGAAUCUCUCUGUAUCUCUCUGUCUCUGUGUUUCCUAUCCUACUAUCCUAUAUCGGUGUUUUUGUGUUGUAUUAUCGUUUAGCGCCUUUUGAUUUGUUUCAUUAUCCAAUUUUGUGUAUUUACUUAGCCCGGUAGCCGGUAGGAUACAACCAUUGUUGUAUCUAAAACGUAAGCGGAGAAUGAUCAAGCAGAAGAAACCACAUAUAAUCGACAAUAAUCCACAUAACCCCGAUGAAAGAUGGACAUCGUGACGCAUACUAAUAAUAUAUAUAUCACAAGGAUUUCGGUUCCAAAAACCGCCCAUUGACCCCCUUCUCCUCCCUGCAUUUAGUGUACGCGUAUAACAGCGACUAAGACACUGUUAUAAGUAGCGCACACGAGCACAUACACCAACACACACGCUGUUCACAUGGCACCGUUAAAACCACUGAAGGCACAUGCCCUUAAAACACGCCAGCAAGGAGAUAGGCGCACACAUUAACCUUACAUUCGCUGGGCGAACUCGACGGGCCUGUUUUCGUUGUAACUUUGCAAAGUUUAGAUAAGUUUCAUUUACCCUCUCCCGUGUCCCGUGUGUUUUAGUGUCGUUCAGUUUGAAUUCGUUACAAUUCUCAGGAAAUCAGGUGUUCUAGAUGUUGAUAGUGAUAAAUACGUAGCUCCGGUGCAAAAAGGUAUACAAUUCGCAAGCACACACGAUCGUCCCUGUCCCUGUUUCACUCCCCGUGAAAAUUGUGCCCGAAAGUAGAUUAAGGUUAGGCGGGGCUUUUUUUUAACAUUAUCAGUUUGUUGUACGUUUGGGAGGUAAAUGGGCGGUUCUUAUUCUUAAUAGUAACAACGCACAAGCCAAAUAGCAAACGGUGUAGUAAUAAGUUUGGCAUUUAUGUUUUAGUGUAUCUGAGUUGUUUGGAGUACUGUUGCAGCUGUUCUGCAUCCAAAGUUUCCUUCUGUUAAAGGAACGUCCUUUGUUAGUGUCCCCCCCAGUCGAAAGCCGCUGCCCACUAAACGAAGCAUUUAACCCAGAAGCAUUUCAGUUCGCGCGAUAAAAGCUAACGCUGUCCCAGUUCUCAGGCUCGUUGCAAACACGUGAGGUCGUGAGAUUUGUACAUAGUUUAGUUGUUAGAUAGUUUUGCGAGAACAAAAAUUUAAGACGCAAACGAUGACGUUAAGACGUAGACAAACACACACGUACACACACACACACACACGUACAUGUACACAGAUUUGUAGGCGCAAUUUCCGGCGGUCAAUUCCGGAGCAAGCCAAGUUUGAGGCAUUUUCAGUAGAUCGCAAAACUGGUUGCAAAAAAAAAACACACACACACGUCGCGAUCGAAGAAACCCCGAUCACGGAUGAAAGAUAAAGGGGAUGGUGUGGAAAACUAAUGAAAUACUGCCAAAGAAUUUUGCUAACGAAGCGGCCACCUCGCGUUCGUUAGUGUUUAGUGUACUAAACUGAUAAAUUGUAGCGUCGGUCUGUGAGGCCUAAAACAGAGAGAAAGAGAGAGGAUAGAGAGAACAUUCAUAUGGAAAUGUGUAUUGGCACAGGUAGAACAAAGCAUUGGAAACGGUAGAACAAAAGGAAGCUACGAGCCCGUGCUCGUCAUUUAGGAAAAUGGAAAAUUCAGUCAAAUAGCAGAGCAUUAUUAGUAGAUUUUUUAGUAACACGAUUAGUAACAGAUAGCUGAACGUUUGGAUAGAGAUCAGCAGACCACAGAAAAAAUGAAACAGCAAAAAAAUACAUCGGUGGACGUAAUUUUGGGUCGUGUAGGGUACCGUGUGGUUGUUCGUUUUUGGUUUUUAUUUUUUUGAACUUUAACUAGACGGACAGGCACAGAUAUGCCUUUAUAAGGGGGCCGAAUGUCGGUUUUCAAGUGACAUAAGCGUCCCGGAUACGCAAAGGAGUGAUAAACAAACGUAAACCACAACAGAGAGAGAGAGAGAGGGAGAGAGAGAGAGAGAGAGAGAGAGAGAGAGAGAGAGGGAGAUAGAGAGAGAGAGAGCGAGAGAAAGAGAGCGAAUAAACAAAAAGAAAAAUAAACCCCAUGAUAUCAGUAACGAUAGUAGCCAUAUGUAACGCUAGGUUGUUAAUAGAUGAGUUUUCAACAUUUUCAUUUCAUAAAUGCCACUAGCAAUCCAAUCCGAUCGGCCAUAGGAAAUAUUUUACAGGGUAAACGAUAAAGUUUCGUUUCGAAAAAUGUGAUUAAAAGUAUUACUGAAUGCAAAGAACAAAAAAAAAGACAGAAAAAGAUAGAGAGAAA
Molecule: messenger RNA, 6454 nt
Organism: Anopheles merus
Lineage: Eukaryota; Metazoa; Arthropoda; Insecta; Diptera; Culicidae
Exons: 7
Coding region: 806-2020 (404 amino acids)
Source: RefSeq, a predicted model, not a curated record